Guillardia theta CCMP2712 is the source of this 1221-nucleotide messenger RNA. RefSeq lists its product as hypothetical. Bases 1 to 1221 code for a protein of 406 amino acids. NCBI's taxonomy places the organism in Eukaryota, Cryptophyceae, Pyrenomonadales, Geminigeraceae. The record is from RefSeq and is a predicted model, not a curated record. The transcript has 5 exons.
AUGGCUCAUAGAGCAAGGUCUGGUUCUGAGUCCGACAUCUACAGGGCUCAGAAGGUGGUUCACGACUGCCGUGGGCGGGCGGAGGCACCACGUUUGGCAAGGUCACAUUCCCUGCCUGAAGUAGAAGAAGAGGAUGUGCCUUCCUGGCAGCGACUAUGGGAGAAAGAAGGAUGCCUCAACGAUUCUACCAGAGGUGAACUAAGGCGACAGCUUCAGCGCUCUUUCCUUGGAUACAGGUCUCCACGUGCUACCUCCCCAGAUCCUCUCUACAAGAAGUAUUGCGCUGAAGAAACUAUGAACUCAUCAUGCAAUGAAUGGGCACAUCAAUCUGAAUCUACCACCAGCCCGUCACAGAAUUCCUCGACCUCGAUGUUGCCUGAACUGUACGCCUGGGCUGAUAUGAAGACAUUGCAAGACUCGAAUGAAGGAAUUCAGAUCUUCUGCCUUCUUGAGCGGGAUGGCUUCUUGAAGAUCAUGGAUGGAAGAAAUGCUGACAUUGAAAUGGGAAAACUGAAUGUCAAAGAACUCGAAGUCUACUCUCCUAGCAAUGCAUCAUGCGAAGUCAUCAUCUCAACCAACGUCGAUGCGAGUGAUGAUCCUAACAACUCUCUCAGGAUCUGCUUCAAUGAGCCUGUUGACGCAUUGAAGUGGGUUGGAGCACUAGUAAUGUAUGGAGCUGCACAGAAGGGCACAACCAUUGCUGCUGGGAACGACCAGGUUUCAGAGAGCACAUCGAGUGAAGUGAAGUUGUACAAAGCCUCAUGGAGACAAUUUGCCUUCUUCAGCCGGAUGUCUUAUAAAGUAUUGAACAUUGUUGUGAAGAAGCUUCGCGAGGUGAAAUUCCAGGCUGGUGAUAUCAUUGUCAAGCAAGGAUCUGUUGGCGACAGCAUGUACUUCAUCGACACGGGAGUCGCGUAUGCAAUGUUUCGAGGUGAAAUUGCCCAAGAGCUUUCCACUGGCGACUUCUUUGGCGAGAUCGCUUUCAUUUCCAUGUGUGGAAAAUUGCUGGAGAACUCCGACGAUGACUGCAAAAGAGCAUGCGAUGUGGUCGCACACACUGACUGCCGCUGCUUCGAGCUCAAAGUACCGAACUUCUUGUCCGUCUGCGAGGAUAGCGAAUCUCAAAGACUGGAUCUCAUGCGAAUUCUGUCGCUUACCGCCGAAACGAGGAUGGAAAACAUUGCAAAGAUGAAGGAAAAGAUGAAGAACAACAAGAAUUGA